AUGAGCACCAAUGAAUUCCCUAUCCAAACGGCAAUCAAAGAAACCAACAUUAAUUUAGCCAAACAACUCAUUUCGGAAAAUCCCAAAUCAACAAUAUUAAAAGACAAUGACGAAAGAACGCCAUUGCAUUGGGCAGUGUCAAUCAACAACAAUGACUUGGUACAAUUUAUAAUAAAUCAAUUACCCAAAGGCACUGAUAUCGAUGAAUUAGUUGAUGCUUCAGGAUGGACCGCCAUCCACAUCAAUGCCUCUAUUGGCAAUGUAGAAAUUCUCAAUUUAUUAAUGCACACCGAUCCACAACCCGAUAUCAAUUUACCUACAAAUCAAGGAACAACGGCAUUACAUUUAUCAAUAUCCAAGAACCAUUUGUCAUAUGUUCGUGUCCUUAUUGACGAAUUUGCGGCAUCGUGUCGUGUUAAGGAUAAAAAGGGGUAUACUCCAUUACAUCGAGCAGCUUCAAUUGGAUCAAUUGCCAUUAUGAGAUUAUUGAUUCAACUGGCAAAGGGAGUCAAUGUUAAUGCGAAGGAUAAUGAUGGAUGGACGAGUUUGCAUCAUGCGUUGGCGGAGGGACAUGCUGACGCGGCGAUUUAUCUUGUUGAUGAAGCUGGUGCUGAUGUUAAUAUUGAGAAUGACGAUGGUCAGACGCCUAUUCAAGUGGCUGUGGAUGAGAAAGUCGCCAAGUAUUUCAAAGAGCAUAUUGAGAAGAAGUAA
Molecule: messenger RNA, 711 nt
Organism: Lodderomyces parapsilosis
Lineage: Eukaryota; Fungi; Ascomycota; Pichiomycetes; Serinales; Debaryomycetaceae
Exons: 1
Coding region: 1-711 (236 amino acids)
Molecular function (GO): protein binding
Source: RefSeq, a predicted model, not a curated record